This is a messenger RNA of Paramecium primaurelia, 989 nucleotides long. The record is from the annotation of a GenBank genome assembly. Lineage: Eukaryota; Ciliophora; Oligohymenophorea; Peniculida; Parameciidae.
AUGGAUAUAGACAAAUAUUUAGAGAUUUUAAGAAAUGUAAGAUGCUUAACUGAACGAGAUACACAUAUAAUUUGUGAAUUAGUUAAAGAAAUUUUAGUAGAAGAGGCAAAUAUAGUUUAUGUAAAUACUCCAGUAAUAAUAUGUGGAGAUAUUCAUGGAUAAUAUUUUGAUUUAUUAGAACUAUUUAAGAUAGGAGGUUAAAUUCCAGAUAAGAAUUAUUUAUUUAGUGGAGAUUAUGUUAAUCGAGGGUAAUUUAAAUUCAUUUGAUUUAUAUAGGCAUCAUUCUGUUGAAACCUUUUAAUACUUGCUUUGUUUAAAAAUUAAAUAUCCAAAAAAUAUUACUUUAUUGAGAGGAAAUCAUGAAUCAAGAUCUUAAACUUAAGUUUAUGGGUUAUAUGAUGAAGUGCAUAGAAAAUAUGGGAACAUUCACCCUUGGUAAUACUUUUGUGAAGUAUUUGAUUAUUUACCUUUAUGUGCAUUAGUUGAUCAAAAGGUUUUUUGUGUACAUGGAGGUUUGUCUCCAUAAAUAAAAUCAAUAGAUUAGAUACGACCAAUUGGUUUGAUAUAAUUAUAUUUUGAAUAGAUCGAAGAAAUGCGAAUGAUUAUGAAGGUUCUAUGGCUGAUAUAUUAUGGUCAGAUCCUGAAUAAGAUUUAGAUGGAUGGAUAGCUAAUCAUCGAGGAGGAGGAUAAUGUUUUGGAAAAAAAGUAGUAGAAUAAUUUAAUCAUAUUAAUGGAUUAAUUUUGAUUACAAGAUCACAUUAAUUGAUAAUGGAUGGAUAUAGAUAUGAAUUUAAUGUAAAAUAGAGAUUAAAAAUUAGAAAUAAUUAGUGACUGUAUGGUCAGCUCCUAAUUAUUGUUAUAGAUGUGGAAAUAAAGCAUGCAUAAUGAAUUUAGAUAUAAAUUUAGAACAGACCUUCUUAGUAUUUGAUGAAUCUUAAGAUUCAACUUCAGACAUCAUUAAUUAAAAAGUGCUACCUUAUUUUUUAUGA